Molecule: messenger RNA, 3508 nt
Organism: Ochotona princeps (American pika)
Lineage: Eukaryota; Metazoa; Chordata; Mammalia; Lagomorpha; Ochotonidae
Gene: DPP4
Product: dipeptidyl peptidase 4
Exons: 26
Coding region: 282-2579 (765 amino acids)
Biological process (GO): proteolysis
Molecular function (GO): serine-type endopeptidase activity; dipeptidyl-peptidase activity
Source: RefSeq, a predicted model, not a curated record
GGGCUCCCCGCACCACCCGGAGGAGGCGCCUCGCAGGCACCCCCCCAGGCCAGAAUGCCCGAGGCCGGAGAGCCGUUGCCCUUCUCCCGUGCAGCCCGCGUCGCCCUUAGGCUCAGAGACCUGAGCCCUCACUAAUGUUUAACUCGGGGCCGAAACUUGUGAGCGCCGAGUGACUGCGCGGCCUCGGAGCAGCGGAGCAGGACGUCCGUCUGGGAGGCUCGCCGCCGGUGACUUGGUCCGCGUCCCAGUUCAGAAAGCUCAGUUCUGAGGAGACGCCGACAAUGAAGACGCCCUGGAAGGUGCUGCUGGGACUGCUGGCUACUGCUGCUCUGGUCACUGUCAUCACCGUGCCUGUGGUUCUGCUGAACAAAGGCAAUGAUGCUACGGCUGACAGUCGCAGAACUUAUACUCUAAAUGAUUAUUUAAAAAGUACUCUUCGAUUGAGGUCUUAUUCCUUGCAGUGGAUUUCAGAUCAUGAGUAUCUCCACAAACAAGAAGAUAAUAUCUUACUCUUCAAUGCUGAAUAUGGAAACAGCUCCAUUUUCUUGGCGAACAUUACAUUUGACGCAUUUGGACAUUCUAUAACUGAUUAUUCAGUAUCUCCUGACAGACAGUUUCUUCUGUUAGAAUACAACUAUGAAAAGCAAUGGAGGCAUUCGUAUACAGCUUCUUAUGACAUUUAUGAUUUAAAUGAAAGGCAACUAAUUGCAGAAGGGAGAAUUCCAAACAACACACAGUGGAUCACAUGGUCACCAGAGGGUCAUAAAUUGGCAUAUGUUUGGAACAAUGAUAUUUAUGUCAAACUUGAGCCAAAUUUACCAAGUCAGAGGAUCACAUGGACAGGAAAAGAAGAUGCAAUAUAUAAUGGAAUAACUGACUGGGUUUAUGAAGAGGAAGUCUUUAGUGCCUACUCUGCUCUGUGGUGGUCUCCAAACGGCACUUUUCUAGCAUAUGCCCAAUUUAACGACACCGGAGUCCCACUUGUUGAAUACUCCUUCUACUCUGAUGAGGCGCUGCAGUACCCAAAGACUGUGCGGAUUCCAUAUCCUAAGGCAGGAGCUGUGAAUCCAACUGUAAGGUUUUUUGUCGUAAAUACAGACACUCUGAGCUCAGUCACCAAUGCUACUUCCAUGCAAAUCACUGCACCUGCGUCCAUGCUAAUAGGGGAUCACUACUUGUGUGCUGUGACAUGGGUCACACCCGAAAGGAUUUCAUUGCAGUGGCUCAGGAGGAUUCAGAAUUAUUCAGUCAUGGAUAUCUGUGACUAUGAAGAGUCCAGUGGAAGGUGGAGUUGCUCAGUGGCACGGCAACACAUCGAAAGCAGUACUACUGGCUGGGUUGGAAGAUUUAGGCCUGCAGAACCUCAUUUUACAUCGGAUGGCAACAGCUUCUACAGGAUCAUCAGCAAUGAGGAGGGCUACAAACACAUUUGCUAUUUCCACAUAGAUAAUCAGAACUGUACAUUUAUUACAAGAGGAACUUGGGAAGUUAUUGGCAUAGAAGCUCUCACCAGCGAUUAUCUCUACUACAUUAGUAAUGAAUAUAAAGGAAUGCCAGGAGGAAGAAAUCUUUAUAAAAUCCAAAUUAACGACCACACAAAAGUGACAUGCUUGAGUUGUGAGCUGAAACCAGAAAGGUGCCAGUACUAUUCUGUGUCAUUUUCUAAAGGUGCAAAGUAUUAUCAGCUGAGGUGUUCCGGCCCUGGUCUGCCUCUUUAUACUCUGCAUAGCAGUGCGAAUGAUCAAGAACUGAGAGUCCUGGAAGACAAUUCAGCUUUGGAUGAGAUGCUGCAGGAUAUUCAGAUGCCCUCAAAAACACUGGAUUUCAUCAUUCUCAAUGAAACAAAAUUUUGGUAUCAGAUGAUCUUGCCUCCCCAUUUUGAUAAAUCCAAGAAAUAUCCUCUACUAUUCGAUGUAUACGCAGGUCCCUGCAGUCAAAAAGCAGAUGCUAUCUUCAGACUCAACUGGGCAACUUAUCUUGCAAGCACAGAAAACAUCAUAGUAGCCAGUUUUGAUGGCAGAGGAAGCGGUUACCAAGGAGAUAAGAUCAUGCAUGCAAUCAACAAAAGACUGGGAACGCUUGAAGUUGAAGAUCAAAUUGAAGCAGCCAGACAAUUUUCAAAAAUGGGAUUUGUGGACAGCGAACGGAUUGCCAUUUGGGGCUGGUCAUACGGAGGGUAUGUAACCUCAAUGGUCUUGGGAUCAGGAAGUGGCGUGUUCAAGUGUGGAAUAGCUGUGGCACCUGUAUCGCGGUGGGAGUACUACGAUUCAAUAUACACAGAACGGUAUAUGGGCCUCCCAACUCCUGAAGACAACCUUGAUCAUUACAGGAAUUCAACAGUCAUGAGCAGAGCUGAAAAUUUUAAACAAGUUGAGUACCUCCUUAUUCAUGGAACAGCAGAUGAUAACGUUCACUUUCAACAGUCAGCUCAGAUCUCCAAAGCUCUUGUGGAUGCUGGAGUGGAUUUCCAGGCAAUGUGGUACACAGAUGAAGACCAUGGAAUUGACAGCAGCACAGCUCACCAACAUAUUUAUACUCACAUGAGCCACUUCAUAAAACAAUGCUUUUCUUUACAUUAGCAUCUCAAAACUGCAUGCCAUUUGCGGCUUAUUAAAAACCAUUUUUUUCAUUAUCUCAAAACUGCACUGGUGAUGAUCUUUUUAAAAAUACACUCAAAACAAGCAAUUUAAGGUUGCUUUUGAUCUCAAAUGUUAUACCUACAAUCCAUAGAGACUUCUGUCUUCCCAACAAAUUAUUACUGUGCAGAAGUUUCAACUAUUUGGUCUGGUUUUGUUUCUCAUUUAAAAUCACUGCCAUGUCUGUUGCUGAAACAGCAAAUGUAAAUUGUUUUCAUGGGAUCUUUGUAUAAGUCUGUCGGGCAGCUUUUAAUUUUUUUUUUUUUUUUUUCCAGCUAGACUAGUCCAAAUCCUGUUCCCUUCUCUAAAGGAACAGCAAGAUAUGGGCAAUGAUGUCACUAUGGUAGAGAUCACAAGUAAGAUGCGAAGAUAGCAGGACAUGGGUGAACGGAUUUGAACCCAAGUCCAAGCAUACCCCCCUCCGACCAGGCUACUGCUACCCCUCCCCUCCACCCCUGCGAAGAGCUGUUCACAGCCAGACUGGCACAGUUUUCUGAGAAAGACUAUUCAAACAGUCUCAGGAAAUCAUGUAUGCAAAGCUCUGACUUCUAAGUAAAACCACAGCAGUUGAAUAGCCUCCAAAGAAAUGCGAGGGAAACUGCCAGCAAUGUAAGGCCUCCAGGUGCCAGUUAUGGCUAUAGGUGCUACAAAAACACAGCGAGGGUGAUGGGAAAGCACUGUAAAUGUGCUUUUAAAAAAUACUGAUGUUUCCUGCUGCAAGAAGCAGCUUGGAACUGACAUGCGAACACAUCAGCUUGCCCUGUAAAAGAUGAAAAUAUUUGUAUUGCAAAUCCUAACUCAAAGGAGUCCUUGCAUCAGUUUUUCUUGUUUCAUUUCUUUGAGCAUUGUAAUUAAAAGAGUAUUUUAAGUUA